Molecule: messenger RNA, 1895 nt
Organism: Pipistrellus kuhlii (Kuhl's pipistrelle)
Lineage: Eukaryota; Metazoa; Chordata; Mammalia; Chiroptera; Vespertilionidae
Gene: GALK2
Product: galactokinase 2
Exons: 10
Coding region: 203-1546 (447 amino acids)
Biological process (GO): galactose metabolic process; carbohydrate phosphorylation
Cellular component (GO): cytoplasm; cytosol
Molecular function (GO): ATP binding; galactokinase activity
Source: RefSeq, a predicted model, not a curated record
GCGCCUUAGCAACCAAACCUAGCAACUGGGGCGUAGCCUGGUGCCGCGGCGCUCAGCCGAAGGGACUGGGAAACACGUUGAGCGGUUUCCCGCCUCCUAGGCUAGGGGACGGUCUCCUCCGUUUCCCGAGACCCUGGAACCACCUCAUUCUGGUGAAAAUAAGAGGCAGCCUAGGGCAGCCUUUCGAGGACAAAAGGGUGACAUGCCCGUCGUGUAUGACAGAUUGCUAAAGCUAAAGGAGAUGUUUAACUCUAAGUUUGGAUCCAUUCCCAAGUUCUAUGUUCGGGCACCAGGAAGGGUCAACAUAAUAGGAGAACAUAUAGAUUACUGUGGAUAUUCUGUGCUUCCUAUGGCUGUAGAACAAGAUAUGUUAAUAGCUGUGGAACCUGUGAAAACACACACUCUCCAACUGGCUAAUACAAAUCCCUUGUACCCGGACUUCAGUACUGGUACUAACAACAUUCAGAUCGACAAAACCAAGCCUCUGUGGCACAACUAUUUCCUAUGUGGAUUUAAAGGAAUUCAGGAACACUUUGGUCUUAGCGACCUGGCGGGAAUGAAUUGCCUGGUGGAUGGGACUAUCCCUCCAAGUUCUGGCCUCUCCAGCUCCAGUGCCCUGGUCUGUUGUGCUGGCUUGGUGACACUCACAGUUCUGGGAAUGAACCUAUCCAAGGUGGAACUUGCGGAAAUCUGUGCCAAGAGUGAGCGGUAUAUUGGCACUGAAGGAGGAGGGAUGGACCAGUCCAUAUCAUUUCUUGCAGAAGAAGGAACUGCCAAGUUGAUAGAAUUUAGCCCUCUGAGGGCAACUGAUGUGAAACUCCCCAGUGGAGCAGUGUUUGUGAUUGCCAACAGUUGUGUGGAAAUGAAUAAGGCAGCAACCUCCCAUUUCAACAUCAGGGUGAUGGAAUGUCGGCUGGCUGCAAAGCUCCUGGCUAAGCACAAAAACUUGCAGUGGGAUAAAGUGCUGCAGCUGGAGGAGGUGCAGACCAAACUGGGGGUCAGUCUGGAAGAAAUGCUGUUGAUUACAGAGGAUGCUCUUCACCCUGAACCCUACAGCCCUGAGGAGGUCUGCAGGUGUCUGGGAGUCAGCCUGCUGGAACUUCAGACCCAAAUUCUGAGUCCAAAUACUCAGGAUGUGCUCAUCUUCAAACUGUACCAGCGGGCUAAGCACGUGUACAGUGAGGCUGCGCGAGUGCUCCAGUUUAAGAAGAUCUGCGAGGAAGCACCUGACAACAUGGUCCAGCUGCUGGGGGAGCUGAUGAACCAGAGCCACGAGAGCUGCCGGGACAUGUAUGAGUGUAGCUGCCCUGAGCUGGACCAGCUGGUGGACAUCUGUCGGACGUUUGGAGCUCAAGGGUCACGACUCACGGGAGCAGGAUGGGGAGGCUGCACAGUCUCACUGGUACCUGCUGACAAGCUGCCCAGCUUCCUAGCAAAUGUGCAGGAAGCCUAUUACCAGAGUGGCGACCGGCGCCUGGCACCCGAGAAGCAGAGUUUGUUUGCUACCAAACCCGGAGGCGGGGCCUUGGUUUUCCUUGAGGCCUAAACAAUGUAAAAAAUCUCGGAGAAACUAUUUAGGGCAUUUAGGAACUGGCAGGACUUCUUAUGCCACAGUAAAUUAAUCCUUUCUGUUUUGUAUUAUGAUGAACGGUUGCUAUUAUCAAGAUGUGUUUCCCAAGAAAUGGUUGCAAGCUCUCUAAGCUUCAUAAUGAUUAUUUUUCCAUCUUAAAAUAUGUUUUUUAUCAGUAGGAGUCAAAAUUAUGGUUGGACAGAUCCCUUAAGAAUGAUUUACUAGGAUUUAUUGACUGUAAGAUUUUUAAAGAUGAAUUGUAAAAAAUAAUCCCAACCUCAUGGAUUGGACUAGAAUUAAACAUACUGCUACAGUUAAACUGAAA